AAAAAGUAAAAUACACGUUCUUUGUCUGCUUUUUUGUAAAUAAAAAUAAAUAUAAAUAAUAUUGUUAAUUCUGUUUUUUUGUUUUCUCUAUUUGUAAACGUUAAAAAAGAGUUUUGUGAGAAGAAAAAACAAACAAAAUGACAAACGAAGAGAGUUGGCAGGAAAUAAUAACAGCCUCUAAAGAAAAUCGACAUGAAUUAAUAUUAAGCGGUGUGGAAAUAUCAAAAAGAAUUUCAUCUAAUGGUCUUGAUAGGACAUUAUUUUUUCUUGAAAAUCUCAAUUAUUUAAAUAUUCAUCAAACAGAAUUAACUGAAUUACCAAUUGAAAUUGGUAAUCUCAUUAAUCUCACGACACUUGUUCUUCAUUCAAAUCAAUUGAAAACAAUUCCAUGCACAAUUAAGAAAUUAACAAAACUCAAAGUUUUUGAUUGUUCACGUAAUAAAUUGGAAUUAUUGCCAAAUGAAUUAAGUGAAUUACCAUCGAUAACGACAAUUAAUUUCAGUUCAAAUUCACUAAAUCAUUUACCAUCGCAGGGAAAAAAUGUGAAAUUAGCAUUAUUGGAUUUGUCGAAUAAUAAAUUUGAUAAAUUUCCCGAUAUUUGUUACAAUGAACUUGUACAUCUCGCUGAAGUUCGAAUUAAUGGGAAUUUAAUUGAAAAUAUUCCCGGCGAUAUUCACGUGUUAAUUGCCCUGAAACUUUUUGAUUUGUCCGAUAAUAAAAUUUCCAUUGUCCCACGAGAAUUGUCGGACUGUGGAAAAUUAAAGGACCUAAAUUUAAAGGGUAAUAAUUUGUCGGACAAACGUUUAUCGAAAUUAGUCGAUCAAUGUCGUACGAAGCAAGUACUCGAUUAUGUGAGGCAACAUUCGCCGAAAAUGUCAGGCGACAAUGAUUCAACGUCAGUGAAAACGAAGAAAGGAAAAAAAUCACGAAAAUUAUCGGAAAAUGAGCAAAAUGUGAAUGUUAUUGAUAAAUUAACGCACGAAUUGAAAGUCAUGAAAAUAACUGAUGAAACGCCAAACAUUGAAAUUAAUGAAAAAGUGAAGACAGUUCGUCCACAUAUUAUUGCGUGUAUUGUUCGCAAUAUGACAUUCACUGAUGAGAGUUUUAAGAAAUUCAUUCAAUUACAAACGAAAUUACACGAUGGAAUUUGUGAGAAACGAAAUGCUGCGACCUUAGCGACACAUGAUUUAAAUCUUCUAAAAGCUGGAAAUCUCAAGUACACAGCAAUGCCGCCGGCAGAAAUUCAAAUUAAGCCACUAAUGCGAAACAAAAUCUAUUCGGGCGCUGCACUUUUUAAUCAAUUGCAAAUGGAGGCGGAAAAUUUGCGUAAAGAAAAGAAGCGCAGCGUUUAUUCAGGAAUUCAUAAAUAUUUGUACCUGAUUGAAGGAAAAGCAUUGUUCCCCUGUCUUUUGGACAGCGACAAUCAAGUAAUUUCCUUUCCACCAAUCACCAAUAGUGAUAUCACAAAAAUGUCGACGAGCACAAAAAAUAUUUUUAUCGAAGUGACAAGUGCGACUUCACAAAAAAUUUGCAGACAAGUAAUGGAUCAAUUCCUGAAGGAAAUUGUUAUCCUAGGAUUGGGUUGUACACCGGAAUCAAACGAGACGGAAGAAUUUCACAAACUGAUCGUGGAACAAGUGAAAGUCGUUGAUUCUGAGGGAAAUAUGAAACAAGUUUAUCCUUGCAGGACAGAUUUGAACUUUGAGGAUAACAGCAUUGCGAUAAAUCGCGAAUAAAAAUUUUUUUUCUUGUUUAUUUUACCUUUUUU
Messenger RNA from Leptopilina heterotoma, 1768 nucleotides. Its product is annotated as leucine-rich repeat-containing protein 47-like. Gene Ontology annotation, biological process: phenylalanyl-tRNA aminoacylation. The record is from RefSeq and is a predicted model, not a curated record. Gene Ontology annotation, molecular function: protein binding; phenylalanine-tRNA ligase activity; RNA binding. The transcript has 4 exons. The coding region runs from base 138 to 1736 and encodes 532 amino acids. Lineage: Eukaryota; Metazoa; Arthropoda; Insecta; Hymenoptera; Figitidae.